This is a messenger RNA of Alligator sinensis (Chinese alligator), 639 nucleotides long. RefSeq lists its product as uncharacterized. The transcript has a single exon. Bases 1 to 639 code for a protein of 212 amino acids. The record is from RefSeq and is a predicted model, not a curated record. NCBI's taxonomy places the organism in Eukaryota, Metazoa, Chordata, Crocodylia, Alligatoridae.
AUGAAGGAAUUUAUUAACACUUUACUGCCCUUUCUCAUUUGUUCCUACUACAGAAAAAACAAGAACAAAGAAAUGACCAAUGCAGUUACAAAUAUAAUGACAUGGUUUAUGGAUGAGGUAACAGAUAUUCUCUAUCCAACCAUAAUGGAAUAUGAAAAUAGAAAAAUAACUAGGAAAGAUAUGAGAGAUGAGGCCAGUGCCAAAAAGUGUGUCUGCACAGGCAGAAAGAUAACACCCGGCAGCUCACCAGGAUGUGGGAAGAAAGGGAGUAGAGGAAAACUAACCUCACUUUUUUCUCAGCACGCACCUGGCCUGUCUUCAACUCUUGGCAGAGAGGUUUGGGAAGACAAUCUUCCUGAGACUGAACCGGCAGCACUACCUCCUCGUCCGGCUAAUCAUCUCUCCCGUUUGCGCAGGGACAGUGUGCGCAGGGCUGCUCAGCUUGAGCAUCCCAGGCAGACUUUCCAAGCUGAGCGAUUUCCCCGUGGCCAAAGGUACUUUCAAUACAAACUGGCAGAAAAAGAUGGCCAAUUAGAAACCCAUCUCAUUAGGGAAGAUAUUUACUCUGAUGUCACACAAGAUCGCCCUAAAACAGGCAUGCUUAGAAAGUUAUUCUCACCGAUCAAUGCUCAGGAAUGA